This is a messenger RNA of Oryzias latipes (Japanese medaka), 4343 nucleotides long. It is a transcript of the gene phf20a, whose product is annotated as PHD finger protein 20, a. Gene Ontology annotation, biological process: regulation of transcription by RNA polymerase II. Gene Ontology annotation, cellular component: NSL complex; MLL1 complex; nucleus. The record is from RefSeq and is a predicted model, not a curated record. NCBI's taxonomy places the organism in Eukaryota, Metazoa, Chordata, Actinopteri, Beloniformes, Adrianichthyidae.
UAGCGCUACUUUGCCCGCGCCGGUAGAGCAUGCAAGGGAGAGAAAUUCAACUGCGUGGUACGGAGCAGCCAGGCGGAGGCAGCGGUACCUGCGCUUUUGACGGGUUAUAUUGCAUAUUUUUCACCCGACCCGUCAAAGACUGACUGGAAAGCAGAAAACACGUGGGUCGGGUGGUGUGAAGACAUCCGGUUUGUAGGUUGCACUGAAAGCAAGCUACUCCAGACUCCACCGGCUAUGGCGAACCGAGUCAUUCCCGGACCAGAGAAGGGAGCCUUGAUGUGGGCAGUAUGAGUAAGACGCCCCCUAACAGAAGAGGGAUUACAUUUGAGGUGGGAGCUCAGCUUGAGGCCAGAGACAGCCUCAAAAACUGGUAUGCAGCCAAUAUUGAGAAGAUUGAUUACGAAGAUGAGAAAGUUUUAAUCCAUUAUCGCCAGUGGAGCCACCGCUACGACGAGUGGUUUGAUUGGACAAGUCCCUACCUGAGACCCGUUGAGCGAAUUAAACUGAGAAAGCAGGGCCUGUAUGAUGGCUCGUCUUCACAUGGUUUCCAGGUGAAUGACAAGGUUCUGGCAAGCUGGUCCGACUGCCGUUUUUACCCCGCUAAGGUCAUUUCAGUAAAUAAAGAUGGUGGGUAUCCCCAAGUAAAGGAGGUCCAAAACACAACCUACACUGUGAAGUUUUAUGAUGGUGUCAUACAAACGGUGAAGGAGAUGCACGUGAAACCUUUUGUGAAAGAGAGAGGUGGAGUUGGAGGCAAGUCUCGAUCCUCAGAAAGGAGUACAGUAAGGAGGGCACCAAGCCGCAGAGACAGGAGACCUCAAGAGAAUGGUGGUCCCAAAAACAAACGAGUCAGACGGAGCACGUCAGACCAGGAGGAGGACAGCAACAGCGACGAUGAAGGGAGAGAACAAGAGGUGGAAAACGACAAAAGCAGUAAAACAAACGAUGAACUCCAGGCUGCACAUACUGUCAAGCAGGAGGAAGAAUCGUCAGAUGAAGAAGGUCAUAGCAGGCCUGGGGACGAGGAAAAGUUGACGGGACUCACAAAUGGAGUGAAGGUUGAAAAAGGUGAAGAUCUAAACAAAGGCACCGGUCAGUUAAAUGGAGACUUGAAAAAGGAAGAUUUGGAAAACGAAAAGACUGGAAUCAAGCCAUACAGGCAAUGCGCCAAGCCAUACACAGAGACGCCUGGUCAGAACCCACCAAGAGCAGAGCAGGCUUCCGCCACAAAGACGAGCGCAGAAUGCAAUGGAAGCGUGGAGCAGAAACCAAAUGUCCAGUUGGAGAACCCCCAGACUUUGGCCAAUGCACCGCCUCCCCAGCCUGUAAAGCCUGUAAGGAAGCAGGGCUUCCACAACCCUAACCGAUUCAGCCGAGAGCCAUUGUACAGGGUCAUCAAAAACCAACCGCCUCUGGUUCUGUCCGUUAAUCUCGACCACAACCCGUUUAAGUGCAGCGCUCCAGGAUGCACAAAGUCAUUCCGUAAGGCAAAGCUUCUGCAUUACCACAUGAAGUACUAUCACGGCGAGGAGCAACCUAUGGAGGGGAAGCACAGCCCCACCAGGAGCGUCCAGACCAGGGCCUCUGAGAAACACACGGCAGCUGUUCCUUUGGAUGCUUCAAAGAGAAGGCGCACCAUCUCUGCUUCUAUGCACUCGACUGUGGGGGGUGCAGCUCAUCGUGGUGAUGUGAAGACUGCUGGCAGGCGCACAUCCGCACCACCUGCAGUAAGCACGCAUGGUCAACAGCAGAGGGCGCUGCUGAGGGAGAAGAGCAAAGAGAACCAGCUGGACAGGAUCAGCUGCCAGCUGCAGGACUCAGACAAGGGUGGCUUUGACUUUGGGUCUGUAAAAGACAAAACUAAGGAGAAACCAAAACAGAAGGACUUCCUCCGCAUUAAACUCAAGAAGAAGAAGAAGAAAAAGAAAGCCAAGUCUGACCACACAGGUAGUGAGGAGAAUAUUGACAUUUCAGUAUUGGGUCUUCACUCCAAAUUGAAUUUGCAACUCAAACCCCCCCUCUCACACAAUCACAAACCCGAGGCCUACCCCAGCAGGCCUGGACACAGCUUCUCUGAGCAGAUACAUGUGGAUGACGAGGACAGCAUAAGUGACUGGUCCACUGACAGCUGCGGGUGGAGCGAUGAUGACUUCGACAUGGAUUUGGACGUCACUACUCCACCUCUUAGCACAGACUCUGGUGCCGUGGACACAAACGAUCAAGAAAUUGUCCGAUGUAUCUGUGAAGUGGAGGAAGAGAAUGACUUCAUGAUUCAGUGUGAAGAUUGUUUGUGCUGGCAGCACGGCACCUGCAUGGGUCUGCUGGAGGACAACGUCCCGGACAGAUACACAUGCUACAUCUGCAGAGACCCUCCAGGGCAGAGACAGAGCCUGCGCUAUUGGUACGAUCGAGACUGGUUAACCAAUGGUCACAUGUACGGCUUCUCCUUCCUGGAAGAGAACUAUUCGCAUCAAAAUGCUAUGAAAAUCACCACCACCCACCAGUUGUUGGGAGACGUGCACCACGUGGUGGAGGUCCUUAACGGGCUGCAGCUCAAAAUGAGCAUCUUGCAGAACAACCCAGACCCUGACCUACAUUUGUGGCGUCAGCCGUGGAAACAUUUGGAGAGGUCUCGGACCGGUCCUGACUGUUAUAAAGAUGGCAGCAUCGUCCCGUCUCCUGUGACGCCCAGUGAGGACAUGAGUCGAGGAGAGAUCUUAAUGUCCAACGCUCUGGAAAAGCUCAGCCGCGCCGCCACAGCGGCCACCUCUUCUUCAUCCAGCUCCUACUCCCCUUUCCCAUCCUUCCAGGAUUCGUACAUCAACAGCGACCACUGUUACCAGAAGCCGCGGGCAUAUUAUCCGGCUGUGGAGCAGCGCCUGGUGGUGGAAACCAGGCAGGGCUCAGAACUGGAGGACAGUUUGAGAAGCACAGAAGAGCUGCUGGAACGGGAGCAGUGCUACGGCAGCCUGCUGGAGAUGGAGAAACCGAAGAAAACGGGCAUCAGCAACAAGGCUUCUAUGGGGGUCGGCUUGUGGUCACAGGCUGAGAAAGAGGAUGGAAGGAACUCUGCAGAGACUGGAGACAUCAAGCAGCUGCAGCAGUGGCAGAUGAACCUGCUGGAUCACAUCGAUGCAGUCCAGGAAGAGGUCUCCCACAGGAUGGACUUCAUUGAGAGGGAGUUGGAUGUGCUGGAGAGCUGGCUCGACUACACUGGAGAGCUGGAGCCUCCUGAUCCCCUAGCACGUCUGCCUCAGCUCAAACAGCGCAUCAAGCGGCUGCUUUUGCAGCUGGGCAAGGUACAGCAGAUUGCCCUCUACAGCUCCACAUGAGGGCGCUAGAGAUCUGCGUCAGUAUCAGUCACUGCACAGUUGGCUGGAACCCUGAUGUGUCGGAAGCUCACCGGUCGCAAAGAUACCUGCAUAAGUGCAAGUCCCAGAUUUAGGUGGUUCAGCAGAUUAUCUUUGACCUCAUAUGUGCUUCAGAAUCCAGUGCUGCAUGCGGAUAGAACGUUCGUGUGAACAUCUGGAAAGCAUGGCGGAUCAGGAUGCAACACGUAAAAUAACCUCAUGAAAACAGGAGAGAACCCCGUGGACCAGAAUACACGUUCUUAAUGUGUGUCUCAAUGCAACUUCAAACCUUACGAUUGCCUUUUGUCUGAGCUACUGCUAAGGUUGCCCGUCUCUCUCAGUACACAGUGCUUUAUACGCAGGAGCUUUAUAAUCCAGUUGCAGUCGAGUACCUGAACCAGCUCUUUGCAACAGCAUUUUGAGCACAUCUUCAAAUGGUCUUUUGCAUCAACUGCAUCACUAAAUUUAGUUCUGACAUACUAUGUUGAAAUCCUUGCCAUAAAUGUCCGUAAAGUUAAAAGAACCUGUAUAAAGGUUUUUCAUUUUCUGAAGGGUUUGUUUCUCAUUGCACUGUGAAGUUAUUUUUGUCUGGCAUGAAAGGAGAUUCUGUUUUUACCUCCGUUCCUCUCCGUCUACUCAUUCAUGUUCCCGUUUUAUCAGUUACUGUACCCCUUUUUUAAUUGACCCUUUGUUGGCGCUGUAGCAUUUGAUCUGAGAUUCAGUGAGAAAAAGUAACGUGGAUUCUUAAACUAGCAUCUUGUGUCCGUAUGGAAUAUGUAGAAAAAAUCAAACAUUUUUUUGGUUUUUCCCCUUCCCUUUUCAUUUGCUAUAUUUUGGUUGUUUAUAUAUUGUCAUUCACAAAUGUAUUCCGAAUUGACAAUGUUUUCCCAAACACAGAUCUUGUGUAAUGUGUGUGUCUUAGAAGCCGGGAAAAUAUUCAAGACAAUGCAAACAGAUUUUGACACGUUAAUAAACUACCGUUGUAAUUAAUGA